Molecule: messenger RNA, 1790 nt
Organism: Emiliania huxleyi CCMP1516
Lineage: Eukaryota; Haptophyta; Isochrysidales; Noelaerhabdaceae
Exons: 9
Coding region: 1-1680 (559 amino acids)
Source: RefSeq, a predicted model, not a curated record
AUGAAGUUCGGCGCGAAGAUCAAGUCGCGAGUGGCGGCGCUCGAGGCCUUCAUCUCUAGAGACGCCUUCAUCGACUACGACGGCCUCAAGCGGAUCAUUGACGACGGCAUGAACGAGUCCAGCAAGCGCCUCACUUGGAGGCGCGAGUUUCAUGAGCUCUAUCUGGAGGAGAUUCGUCGCGUCCGCUCCUUUCUCGAAGGCCAGGCGCAGGGCCACUUCAUCGCCGACGUGUUUGGCUCGCAUUCCAAGGCCCGCGUGCCUCUCAACGUGCUGCUCGACUUUGUCGAACUAAACAAGGCCGGGUUCGACAAGAUCACCAAGAAGUUUGACAAGAUCGCGUGUUACCUCCACGUCCGCUGGAAGCUGCUCGGCGUAAGCAUCGACACGAAGGACGAGCUGAUCGAUCACCUCCGGAUGCGGAACGCCGUCAUGCACCGAACCGCCGUGGGGCUCCUGUCUUCUAUUGCAAUAGACGUUGAGUCGCGAGGCUCGGCGCUGUACGCGUCGGUGUCGCACUCGUCGCGGGUCGAGCUCGCGGAGCUGCCGGACAUCGCGGUGGUCGCGAUGCCAUGGCACGCCUCCCUCAUCCUCGGAGCCGGCUGGCCCUUCAUCUUGCUUGCGUGGCUCUCUGGCCACACGGGACUCGUCGUCGUCGUCUUGCUCUGCGCGGCGGCGGCCGCGGUGGUCACGUCCGCGCCGCCGCCGCCCGAGCCGGCGUCGGGCCUGUCUUGGGGGUGGUGGACCUUCCUCGCCAUCUGCAGCUUCGCCAACGCCGAGCUGCGCUGGUGCGCCCUCCUCUACGUCGCCGGCUGCGGCAUCCGCGCCGUGUGGCCGCGGAUCGACGUCGAGCGCGUCUGCUUCUUCGACUCGCCGCUCAGCGUGACCCUCGUCGGCCGCGCGGUCGCCACCGUCGCGGAGCUCUGCCUCGCACACCAGCUGGGCCUCGUGUUUGGCCGCCUCGGCGCAGACUUGGAGAGCCCCGCGCUCGUCGGCCUGCUCCACCUCACCGACACCGCGAGGCGCGCGCACGUCCGCUGCUGCGAGGCCACGCGCGGGCUGGGCCGCGCGUGCUUCCCCCUCAUCUUCGUGGCGCAGUGCUGCUGCUGGUGCGGCAUCACGACCACCCGGCAGGUCUGGCACGGGCUCGAGGAAAGCAUCUGGGCGGCGCUGGCGGCGGGCAUGCUCCCGGCCCUCCUCUUCGUCGGCAGCUGCUGCGGCGCCCUGGCCGGCCGACCCGCGUCGGCGGAGCUUUGCUCGAGCAGAGGCGACAGCGGUGGGCCGCUGCUGGCGGCCCCCUUGCGGGUUGCGAUCCCGGCGGGGCUCGGCGCGACGCAGCGGUUUGCGCGCGUCGGCAGCGUGUGCAGCGUCACCUUUGUCGCCUUCAUGGUGUCGGUGGACAUCCCGAUGUACCUUGCCCGCUGGCGGGCGGACGAGGAGCGAGGGCACGCCUACCUUAGCGUCUGGGAGGGGCUGGUCGACUCGAUGCGCUGCGACCGCAUCUCGCGCGACUGGGCCGUGUGGCAGGAGGACGUGCCUUGGAUGUCCGCCUACUUUACGGCUUGCGUCUGGGCGAGCUUAUGGAUCGCGUGGGCGGCUCCCACGCUCGAGCUGCCGUGCGACGACGACGACGACGAGGAGGAGGAGGAGGCGAGCUCUUCGAGCAAGGAGAAGCGCUCGUGAGAGCACGCACCCAACCGUCCACGCACACCAGAGUCUUCAAGUGUACUUCUUCCCCAGUGUACUCUCUCCACCACCGCAAGGUAGUUUUGUUUUCGUAAAGCCAACCGUUC